Messenger RNA from Paramecium tetraurelia, 1923 nucleotides. RefSeq lists its product as uncharacterized. NCBI's taxonomy places the organism in Eukaryota, Ciliophora, Oligohymenophorea, Peniculida, Parameciidae. Gene Ontology annotation, cellular component: cytosol. The transcript is spliced from 3 exons. The record is from RefSeq and is a predicted model, not a curated record. Gene Ontology annotation, biological process: triglyceride catabolic process. Gene Ontology annotation, molecular function: triacylglycerol lipase activity; sterol ester esterase activity.
AUGAGAUAAGUACAAGGACUGAAUAGGGUUCCAAGUGUUGAGAAUUACGAUCUAUUCAAUAAGAUAUAUUAAAAGUCUAAGUUAGCAAGGACUUAGCAAUCUUCUUAAGAUUUACUCUGCGAGGGAGAUCAGUAUCGAAUUUAACAAAGCUAAUAAAUGUUGGUUGAGUAUCUAAAAGAUCUCAAUGAGAUGAUUGAAGAUGUAGUAAGAUUAGUCGAUUAACUGCACUCACUUAACGAAUUAGAAGUAAAUAAUCUUUUCUAACAUCUCAAAAAAUAAUUGAGGAAUUUGAAGUAGGUCAUCUAAGCGAUAAUGGAUCUCAUGUUGGGAAAGGGCAAGUCACCGUUUUAGGCUUAAAAACCUUCCCAUGUCAAUAUUGUCAUGGUUAACACUAUUAGAACAUACUUGGUGGAUGUGUAUAUUCCAAAUUUGUUGGAGACAGCCAAAUAUGCCCUAGAUAAUUUUGAAGGUUACAAAGAAACGUUUUUAAAAGAUAUCAAAAUAGCUUCUACUUAAUUAAUUAUGAUAAAUCUUAUCUUUGGGGCUUCAGUUGACAUUGAUAAGAACUCUCUUUUCUCUCUGGAUAAAAAUCAUAAGGAUUGGAAAGAAUUAUAUUUAAUCUGUGAAAGGAAAUCUUUGGGAGAUAUUGAGAGAAUAAACCAAUCGUUUGAUAAUUUUGCUAACACUAUAUUAAUUGGUCAUGCCAUCAUGGGAAAAAGCAGUAAAUUUAAAAAUGAAAUACUGAAAAAAUUAUAGUUAGCAAUUAAUAGUGUUUAUUAUCAAAUUUUUGAUGCAAAGAAAGAAGCAUUUACAAACAUGAGUUAAAUGAAAGCUUAAAAUGCUAUAGAAGUUAUGAAUAUGAUUGAAACACCUGCAAUUAAGAAAAUUAUGGCCAUGGCUUACCCGAAAAUUAAAGUUAACUGUAAAAUAUAUAUUGACCCUGUUGUCACUCCUAUUUCUAUUUAAUGGGUCAAUUAAUAAUUAAAAAUUGGAUAAUUAAAUAGAAUAACAACAUAACAAAUGAAAUUGAUAAAUGAAGAAUUGCAUCUUGAUCCAAAUGCAAAAUCUAUUUUACAUAAAUUUGAUCCAUAAAAAUUAAGAAUUAGAAUUUUAUGCAAUUCUUCUAUCGAUGACACAAGCAGUUCAUGGUUCUCUAAUUCAUAAUAACAUGUUUUGCAUGACACAAUUCUAAUACAUAUUCAUGGAGGUGGAUUCAUAGCUCAUUCUAGUUCUAGUCAUUAAUCUUACACAAGGGAAUGGGCUAUUAGGUUGGGAAUUCCAAUUUUCUCUAUUGAUUAUUCUUUGGCUCCUAAAUAUCCUUAUCCUCAAGGCCUAGAUGAUGUUUGGUAAGCCUACAAUUGGAUCUUAAUAUAUUGUUACAAACAUUUUGAUAUCCAACCAAAACGUAUCAUUCUAGCAGGUGACUCUGCAGGAGGUAAUUUAGCUUGCGCAUUAACAGGGCUAGCAAUUAAAAUGGGGCAGAAAGUUCCUGAUGGAUUAUUUAUGGCCUACCCUGCUUUGGAUCUAAGAUUUAAUUUUACUCCCUCUUAUUUGCAUGCCUUAACUGAUAAAAUUAUUAGUCAUACGAUAUUGGGGAUUUGUGUUGAAUCUUAUGCUUCUAAUCCAUUAACAUAAUUAAGUAGCGAUCCAUUUAUUAAUCCUAUGAUGUUAUCAGAUGAAAUUCUCGCUAAGUUUCCUCCUACAAGAUUAAUGUGUGGUACCAAGGAUCCCUUACAUGAUAACACUUGGGCUUUUGCAUCAAGACUUCUAAAAGUUAAAAAAAAUGUGUAAUUUACUAUUUAUGAAUAAAUUUGUCAUGGGUUUUUAUGUUACAAAACAAUUAAAGGCAUGUAAGAAAUAUAAAUGUGUAUCGAUGAUGCAGUAUCAUACAUACAAGAACUAAUAAACCUAUCUAAAUCCUGA